Messenger RNA from Racocetra persica, 131 nucleotides. NCBI's taxonomy places the organism in Eukaryota, Fungi, Glomeromycota, Glomeromycetes, Diversisporales, Gigasporaceae. The record is from the annotation of a GenBank genome assembly.
GAAUCAUGAAUAGAUCGUUAAGUGACUUAACGAUUGAUACAGGAAUCGUGAAUAGAUCGUUAAGUGAUUUAACAAUUGAUACAGGAAUCGUGAAUAGAUCGUUAAGUGACUUAACGAUUGAUACAGGAAUC